AGACUGCAAGCGAGGGCGACAUCUAACACCUUCAAUGCCCCACCACUACUUCCCGCCUUAUCAAGAACAGCAAGAAGCUUGGGCACAUGGAUGGAAAGAGGAUCAAAAUUCUGAGCAUAAGCCGCGUCCGAAAGUUAGUCUGCUCGAGAUGCUUCUGUACAUCCUCGACCAUCGCAAAGCUAACGAAGCAGCGAGAAACUUUCACAUCAGACAGGCUCACAAAUCCAAGGAGAUGGCUCCAGUUGAGCGAAAAGCGAGAAGAGGAGAAUAUGUAGCGGAAUCGAAAUGGAAUGGUCAAUAAACAACGAAAUUUUUGAAUCAUGAAGUGGUUAAUAAAUAGGAAUCU
This is a messenger RNA of Cylicocyclus nassatus, 346 nucleotides long. Lineage: Eukaryota; Metazoa; Nematoda; Chromadorea; Rhabditida; Strongylidae. The record is from the annotation of a GenBank genome assembly.